AUGUCCAACACGAAGAGCUCUUUGAAAGAUGCCAUAAGUCGCACGACUCCAGGCAUAACAACUGAAAGCUCAAGGCCCCACUUCACUCAAUUGCAGCAGAAAACUCGCAUAAUAACAAGCGAGAGCUCUGACUAUUCGGCCGUAAUCAUAGUCGUGGUAGCAGUAGUGAUUUUUGUCCUCGUUGUUAUUAUUGCAAUCUUCGUUACUUUGAUGCAGAGAAGGAAGCAUAGAGAAAAGCUACUGUUGGCAGCUGAAUUAGAGAAAGAAGAGAAAGAAAGAAGAAGACGGCGUGCAAGAAGAAAGAGGACUCCAAGGAAGAGUAGAGGGAAGAGCACUCCAAAAUUAAGAAAAUUUGCUAAGCCAAGAAGCAAGGAGGAGAUGAUGAUGGAGCUCUCAGACUUUUUGGAAGCGCACUCCAAGAAAUAUAGAACCCCAGAAGAACCGACUGUAGGAUCAGCUGAGCCUAGUCCUGUACCGACACCAACCGUAACUCCGGGACUGUUGAGUAGUGAGGUGGACAUAUCAUUCAAAUCUCCAGCUGCAGCAGAUACACAUUUGCAAAAGCUUUCGCCAGAAGACGCAGAGUAUCCGCAAAAAUUUAAGCAGCCAUCCACACCCGAGGCGGAUGAAAAGGAAGGGGCUGAUCGUACGCCUUCAAUUGAGAUUAGUGAGAAAAGUGAGAAAAAAUCGACGGGAACGCCAACAGUUCCCGCGGCACCGAGUUCCAGCAACAUUACCCCUGCAUCCAACACAAAGUCGGUCACUACUGAAUCUAGACAAGCCACACCCACCGCGAUCGAACAUGAGGACCUGAACGAAAGUAGAUCUCGCGAGCAGGAAUCUUGGGAUUUGGAAAGCGCAGAAAAAGAAGGCUACCCAGAUAAAAGUAUGGAGCAGUGGGAAGAAAAGUUGCAAAAAGCGGAGAAGCCAGAGAAAGAAGAGGAAGGCUCGCGUAAUCACAAGAAAAAGUAG
Messenger RNA from Cylicocyclus nassatus, 972 nucleotides. The record is from the annotation of a GenBank genome assembly. Lineage: Eukaryota; Metazoa; Nematoda; Chromadorea; Rhabditida; Strongylidae.